This is a messenger RNA of Tetrahymena thermophila SB210, 1179 nucleotides long. RefSeq names its product nucleosome assembly protein. Gene Ontology annotation, biological process: nucleosome assembly. The record is from RefSeq and is a predicted model, not a curated record. The transcript has 5 exons. Gene Ontology annotation, molecular function: chromatin binding; histone binding. NCBI's taxonomy places the organism in Eukaryota, Ciliophora, Oligohymenophorea, Hymenostomatida, Tetrahymenidae. Gene Ontology annotation, cellular component: nucleus; chromatin.
AUGGAUGAAGAAUUAAAAGCAGUUAUUACAAUUAAAGAUGAGUACUAAUUAGUCAAAUAAAAAAUGGAAUAGUAAAUUUAAUAAAAACUAUAAAAUGAAGGAUAUUACUAAUUGAUUCACCUUUAUUAACUGAAAGAUGAUCUCGAAUAAGAAAAUAAAAUAUAUUAAUCUAAAGUCAAGGAAAUCUUGGAAAAAUAUAAAACUCUAGGAUAAUAAAUAUUCUAAAGUGUAAAUUAAAUUUUCUUAAAAAACAAAAAUUAUUUUAAAUUCAUAAAUGCAAUUUAGUAAUAAGAUAUUAUAUCUGGCCGCAGAAAAGAAUUCUAGUUUUCGAAAGAAGAAACAGCUGAUUUAGAUAGAUACUUUAAUAUAACAAAUCAUAAUGAUUAAAGGGCUAAAAAUGAAAGAUUUGCUUCUCAUGAAGUAUUGCCAAUCAGCAAUUACUGGUUUAUGGCCUUUAAGAACUUUGAUUUGGUUAAGCCAUAUGUCAAAGAAAAAGACGAUUAAAUUUUAAAGCAUCUUCAUAAUAUAUUUGUCAAUAUUGGCGAUAAAUCUUCAAUAGAAUUAAAAUUUGAAUUCAAAGAAAAUGAAUUCUUUUAAAAUUAAUAUCUUGUCAAAGUAUUUUUUUUAAAUGAUAAUAUGGAACCAGAAAGAAGUGAAGGUACACAAAUCGAAUGGUAUGAAGGUAAAGAUGUGUGCAGAAAAACUGUUAAAAAAAGUUAAAAAAAUAGAAAAACAGGUGCAAUAAGAGUAAUUACUCAUGAAGUUGAAGAUGAGAGUUUCUUUAAUUUUUUUAAUUCUCUCAACUUAGAAGAAAUUAAAUUAAUGGGUUAAAAAAAAGAAAAUUCUUUAAUUUAAUAAAAUAAAUAUAUCGAUAGAAUGAAUAUUGACUAUGAUAUUGCAAGAGCUAUUAUUGAUGAACUGCUCCCAUAUAGCUUAGAAUAUUAUUUGGAUGUUAGAAGGCUGAAAUCAAAACAAGCUGAAGUAUAAGAUCUUAACUUUUUAAAAGAAAUUAAUGAAAGUGUAAGUGAUUCAAGUGACAGCGAUGGUGGUGAUAAUUAAAAAAAUGAUAAUUCCCCUACGAAACAAAGCCAAAAUAACAAAGGAAAGAAAGAUAUUAAAGACACUUCAAAAGAUAAAAGUGGAGUUUAAGAUAAUACAAACGAAUGCAAAUAAUAUUGA